GGAGUGACUGAUGUCCUGUGUGAAGCUUGUGACCAGUUAGGAUGGAAGGUGCCAACAAAGAUCCAAGUUGAGGCUAUUCCGUUAGCUCUCCAAGGCAGAGAUAUCAUUGGGCUGGCAGAGACUGGCUCUGGGAAGACAGGAGCCUUUGCUUUGCCCAUCCUUCAGGCCCUGCUGGAGACACCUCAGCGGUUGUUUGCCCUCGUGCUCACCCCAACAAGGGAACUUGCCUUCCAGAUCUCAGAGCAGUUCGAGGCACUCGGCUCCUCCAUCGGCGUCCACACCACGGUUGUCGUGGGUGGAAUCGACACCAUGUCCCAGGCCCUGGCCUUGGCCAAGAAGCCCCAUGUUAUAAUAGCGACACCUGGCCGUCUGGUUGAUCAUCUGGAGAACACAAAGGGCUUCAACUUACGAGCUCUGAAGUUCCUGGUGAUGGAUGAGGCCGACCGGAUCCUUAACAUGGACUUUGAGACAGAGGUGGAUAAGAUUUUAAAAGUGAUUCCUCGAGACAGGAAGACAUUCCUGUUUUCUGCUACCAUGACCAAGAAGGUCCAAAAACUCCAGCGUGCUGCUCUGAAGAAUCCUGUUAAAUGUGCUGUUUCUUCCAAGUAUCAGACAGUUGAAAAGCUACAGCAGUACUACAUUUUCAUCCCCUCCAAAUUUAAGGACAGCUACCUGGUUUAUAUCUUGAGUGAACUAGCUGGAAACUCCUUCAUGAUAUUCUGUAGCACGUGUAACAACACUCAGAGGACUGCUCUGCUGCUCCGCAACCUGGGCUUCACGGCCAUCCCUCUGCACGGGCAGAUGAGUCAGAACAAACGUUUGGGUGCCCUGAACAAGUUCAAGGCCAAGGCCCGUUCCAUUCUGCUGGCAACUGAUGUGGCAAGCAGAGGUCUGGACAUCCCACACGUAGAUGUGGUGAUCAACUUUGAUAUUCCUACACACUCUAAGGAUUACAUUCAUCGUGUUGGGAGAACAGCUCGAGCUGGGAGAUCUGGCAAAUCUAUCACUUUUGUCACUCAGUACGACGUGGAGCUGUUCCAGCGCAUCGAGCACCUGAUUGGCAAGAAGCUGCCGGCGUUCCCCCUGCAGGAGGAGGAGGUCAUGAUGCUGACAGAGCGUGUGGCUGAGGCUCAGAGGUUUGCUCGAAUGGAGAUGCGGGAGCAGGGGGAGAAGAAGCGUUCCCGGAAUGAUGAUGAUGAUGACACAGAAGAAGCUAUUGGUGUGAGGAAUAAGGUGGCAGGUGGGAAAAAGAAGAAAAGGAAAGCCUUCUAA
Merops nubicus (carmine bee-eater) is the source of this 1272-nucleotide messenger RNA. It is a transcript of the gene DDX47, whose product is annotated as DEAD (Asp-Glu-Ala-Asp) box polypeptide 47. NCBI's taxonomy places the organism in Eukaryota, Metazoa, Chordata, Aves, Coraciiformes, Meropidae. The annotation marks the transcript as partial. Gene Ontology annotation, molecular function: ATP binding; nucleic acid binding. The transcript is spliced from 11 exons. The record is from RefSeq and is a predicted model, not a curated record.